Messenger RNA from Loxodonta africana (African savanna elephant), 3920 nucleotides. RefSeq names its product arachidonate 15-lipoxygenase type B (gene ALOX15B). The record is from RefSeq and is a predicted model, not a curated record. Gene Ontology annotation, biological process: linoleic acid metabolic process; hepoxilin biosynthetic process; lipoxygenase pathway. The transcript is spliced from 14 exons. The coding region runs from base 30 to 2063 and encodes 677 amino acids. Gene Ontology annotation, molecular function: iron ion binding; protein binding; arachidonate 15-lipoxygenase activity. Lineage: Eukaryota; Metazoa; Chordata; Mammalia; Proboscidea; Elephantidae.
CACACAGGAGCCGGGCUCCGGCUGGCACCAUGGCCACGUUCAGGUUGCGGGUGUCCACUGGAGAGGCCUUCGGGGCUGGCACGUGGGACAAAGUGUCUGUCAGCAUCGUGGGGACCCGAGGGGAGAGCCCCCCGCUGCCCUUGGACCAUCUCGGCAAGGAGUUCAACGCUGGCGCUAAGGAGGACUUUGAGGUGACGGUCCCCCAGGAUGUGGGCCCGGUGCUGCUGCUGCGCGUGCACAAGGCGCCCCUGGCGCUGCCCUGCUCGCUCGGGCCCCUGGUCCCGGACGCCUGGUUCUGCCGCUGGUUCCAGCUCACGCCGCCGGGGGGCGCCACUCUCCGCUUCCCCUGCUAUCAGUGGCUGGAGGGGGCCGGGAGCCUGGUGCUGCGGGAGGGGACAGGGAAGGUCUCCUGGGCAGACCAGCACCCCGUGCUCCAGCAACAGCGCCAGGAGGAGCUGCGGGCCCGGCAGGAGAUGUACAGCUGGAAGAUUUACAACCCCGGCUGGCCUCACUGCCUGAACGAGAAGACUACAAAAGACCUGGACCUCGACAUCAAAUACUCCACAGCCAAGAACACCAACUUCUACCUGCGGGGCAUCUCUGCGUUUGCAGAGAUGAAAAUCAAGGGGCUGCUGGACCGUAAGGAGUCCUGGAAGAGUCUAAAGGAGAUGAGAAGAGUGUUCAACUUCCGGAAGACCCCAGCAGCUGAGUACGUGUUUGCGCACUGGAGGGAGGAUGCUUUCUUUGCCUCCCAGUUCCUGAAUGGCCUCAAUCCCGUCCUGAUCCACCGCUGUCGCAGCCUCCCUAAGAACUUCCCUGUCACCGAUGCCAUGGUGGCCCCUGUGCUGGGCCCUGGGACCAGUUUGCAGGCAGAGCUGGAGAGGGGCUCCCUCUACCUGGUGGAUCAUGGCAUUCUCUCCCGUGUCCGUACCAAUGUCAUUAACGGGAGGCCUCAGUUCUCCGCAGCCCCUAUGACUCUGCUAUACCAGCGCCCAGGGGAUGGACCCCUGCUGCCCUUGGCCAUCCAGCUUAGUCAGGCCCCUGGGCCAGACAGCCCCAUCUUCCUGCCCAGCGACUCCCCGUGGGACUGGCUACUGGCCAAGACAUGGGUACGCCACGCAGAAUUCUCUGUCCAUGAGGCCCUCACACACCUGUUGCAUGCACACCUGGUGCCUGAGGUCUUCGCCCUGGCUACCCUGCGCCAACUGCCCCGCUGCCACCCGCUCUUCAAGCUGCUGAUCCCACAUAUACGCUAUACCCUGCACAUCAACACGCUGGCCCGGGAGCUGCUCAUUGCCCCCAACCAGGUGGUGGACAGGUCCACAGGCCUUGGCACUGGGGGCUUCUCUGAGCUGAUACAGAGGAACAUGGAGCAGCUGAACUAUUCCACCUUGUGUCUGCCUGAGGAUAUCCGGACCAGAGGGGUCGAAGACAUCCCUGGCUACUACUACCGGGAUGAUGGGAUACAGAUAUGGGGUGCUGUGGAACGCUUUGUCUCCGAAAUCAUCGGCAUUUACUACCCAAGCGACGUGUCUGUCCGCGAUGACAGUGAGCUCCAGGCCUGGGUGUGGGAGAUCUUCUCAGAGGGCUUCCUAGGGCGGGAGAGUUCAGGUAUGCCCUCAACACUGGAGACCCAGGAAGCCCUGGUCCAGUAUGUCACCAUGGUGAUAUUCAACUGCUCAGCCAAACACUCUUCCAUCAGUAUGGGCCAGUUUGACUUCAGUGCCUGGAUGCCCAAUCUGCCACCCACCAUGCAGCUGCCGCCACCCACCUCCAAAGGCCAGGCGACACCAGAGGGUUUUGUAGCCACCCUCCCACCGGUCAAUGCCACAUGUGAUAUCAUUGUGACCCUCUGGUUGCUGAGCAAGGAGCCUGGAGCCCCAAGGCCGCUGGGCAGCUACCCAGAAGAGAACUUCACGGAGGAGGCCCCUCAGCGAAGUAUCGCCGCCUUUCAGAGCCACCUGGCCCAGAUCUCGAGGGACAUCCAGAAGCGGAACCAGGGCCUGGCGCUGCCUUACACCUACAUGGACCCUCCCCUUAUUGAGAACAGCGUUGCCAUCUAAAUACUCUGGGGAACAGUAGCCCACAGGACAUCCCUUCGACCACAUUGCUCUAGACUAACUGCCACCCAGAGAAAAGGACCCCCCAGAAAAUCAUGCCCCCAUAUGCCUCUACUCAGACAACUGGGCCCCAUGUAACACACACACACACACACACACACACUGGGUCCCCAGGUAAUACCUCUACACAGAACAGAUGGGACACACCUCAGAACAGGCCACCCUCAUGCAGAACAGCAUCACCAUGUGUUUUGGAGAUUCCAAACCUCCAUGUGCCUGCACACCCACAGACCCUUUCAGGGUAUUUCUGGGUUUUGGUUUGGUUUCCUUUAAGUUAACUGGUGGCAAAGGAAUAAUCCUGCCCACAAUCCCACUGACUGCAGCUGAUUGGCCCAAAUGGCAGCCAACAUAUAGGCCACCCAGUGGUACAAGGAGUGGUCUAGCCUAAAAACUGUCCUAGAGGCUGAUAGUGACCUAUUGUCCCAGCCUUAAAAUGAGCAAAUUCCUGAGAAAGGGCCCCGGAAGUAGGGCAGUAGGAGGAAGUGGAUCAGGCAGUGCCCUCAGGUACUUUCCUAAAACCUUGUCCCCAAACUAAACAGAAGAUUUGCAAUUUUCUAAAGCAGGUACCACUUCCAAGAAUUGAAAAGAAUAUUACAUUGUUAUACCUUGCCUUCUAGACUCCAUCUACAAUGAUGAAAUUCCAACAUUUCAUACAUAUUCUUUAAUUCUGUUUUUUAUUUUGUUUCUUUCUUUUUUUUUUUUUUUAAUUUGUUUCAGGUUCAGCAAGUAGCCAUUAAGGUAAAAAACUGUCUGUCUUGAAUUUGUCUAAUGGUUUCCAUCUUUCUCAUAUUGCAAUGUUUUGGUUUUUCGGUUUCACUAAUUUUUAGAAGACGUGGGCAAAAUGCAAUAACGUAUUCAGAUAGCUGUGCAAACGCUACCAUUGACAUAAAUAAACAAUGCUUCAGAAGAUGCGAUGUUGGCUGUCAAGCAGCAUUUGAAAUGUUGGGUCCUCACUGAGAUUCAGUGUAUCAAAAAUUACUUAGAAAUAUAUACCUAUUAAACUUAAUUGGUUUCAAGCAACACAAAACAACUACUACUAACUUAAACAAUAAAGAAGUUUAUGGAAAAGAAACCUCGUGGUUGCCUUAGUUAACCCUUUUAUGGCUGCUGGCAGGUAUGUGUUCCUGCUACAUUUUCUGCCCCUGGAGGUGUAUUGGCAGGCACUGGAGAACUUUCUCUCGUCAUGGCAAAUAUCCAUGCAACUGCCUAAAAAACAAUAAAAGUUGAUCUGCGCCACAUUUGAAUGUUGACAGCUAUUCGUAUGAGAGGAUGCUUCCCCAAGGAGUGAUUGUGUGAAACUUUUGUGUCUUUUGGCUUCUGUACAGUGAGAUAAGACUUGCAAGUAUGUUUAUUAUUUCCUUCGUGUUACUGGGAAGGUACCAUUACCACGCUGAGAUAUAGUCACGUGAAUGAGUUAUUUUUAGAGUGAAAACAGUUUGUGAUGCACUUCCUGGGCCACGGGACCAAUAUGUACCAUGUGUGUGAUGUACGUUAAGGAACCUGGGACUGAUAUGUACCACAUGUAUGGUGUGUUUCAUAGAACAUGGGACCAAUAUGGCCUGUUUGCAUUAGUCACCUCCCUGAUGGAGUCUUUUAUAAAGUGCUCACCUCCCUGGUAUUUUAUGGCUCAAGCAUAACCAGGAAGUGUGAUGCACUUCUGGGCCAUAGGACCGAUAUGUACUGCAUUUGUGGUACAUGGGACUGAUGUGGCCUGCUUGCAAUUGGCACCUUAUUUUUUCAGAUAAUAAAAAACUACCAACAAACAAUUAUUCAGCAUAAAAAAAAAAAUUUUUUUUUUUU